Messenger RNA from Aethina tumida (small hive beetle), 1578 nucleotides. Its product is annotated as sodium/potassium-transporting ATPase subunit beta-2. Lineage: Eukaryota; Metazoa; Arthropoda; Insecta; Coleoptera; Nitidulidae. Gene Ontology annotation, molecular function: ATPase activator activity. The coding region runs from base 109 to 1122 and encodes 337 amino acids. The record is from RefSeq and is a predicted model, not a curated record. The transcript is spliced from 5 exons. Gene Ontology annotation, cellular component: sodium:potassium-exchanging ATPase complex. Gene Ontology annotation, biological process: sodium ion export across plasma membrane; intracellular potassium ion homeostasis; intracellular sodium ion homeostasis.
CCCCGCACCAGUUUGUGUCGGCGCCCUCGCCAAAACCGACGUCUUCAAGACAAGGAGACACUUUUAGUUGGCAGCCAGUUCCUUGUGCAUCUGGAAGUAGUGCGCACGAUGCCGACGAGCAACAACGCGAAAAAACGGCCGUCCAGGCAGCUCAGUAAGCAGGAGGAGCUGCUCAAUUACCAGAAGGAGUACUACAAUCAGGCGGACGAGGCGAAGAAGAGCGCGAAGGAGAAGUUCCUCAAGUUCCUCUACGAUCCGGAGACCAAGCAGUUCUUCGGCAGAACCGGAUCCAGUUGGUCAAAAAUCGGCCUCUUCUACCUGAUUUUCUAUGGCAUGCUGGCGGCCCUCGUGGCCAUAUGCAUGUGGGUCUUCUUCCAAACCCUGGACCCCAGAAUACCGAAGUGGCAGCUGGACAGGUCAAUAAUCGGAACGAAUCCGGGCUUGGGAUUCAGACCGAUGCCCACGAGCAACGAGGAGAGCACCCUGAUCUGGUUCCAGGGCUCCAACAAGGACAACUUCAUGAAAUGGGUGGACAAUCUCAACAACUUCUUGGACAAGUACUACGUGCCCAGUAAGAUAGCCAAGGGCAACGGACAAAUCAAAACGUGCUCCCAAUCCGACUAUCCGCAGCAAGGGGAGGUGUGCGAGGUGGACGUGAGGGACUGGGGCGACUGCAACCGCGACCAGUUCUACUCCUAUCACAAGAACCAGCCCUGCAUCUUCCUGAAACUGAACAAAAUCUACGGCUGGACGCCCGAAUACUACGAUGAUCCGUACAACCUACCCCAGGAGAUGCCCGAAUCGCUCAAGAGCCACAUACGCUCGCUGAACAACACCAGAGACAGGCAAAAUAUUUGGGUGUCGUGCGAGGGUGAGAAUCCGGCCGAUAAGGAGUAUUUGGGACCCACCACUUAUUAUCCGAAGCAGGUCCAGGGAUUCCCCGGCUACUAUUUCCCCUAUUUGAACUCCGAGGGGUAUCUCAGCCCGCUGGUGGCCAUCAAGUUCGACAGGCCAGUUUCCGGAAUCGUAAUUAACGUGGAAUGCAGAGCCUGGGCCAAGAAUAUCAAGUACAACCGACAAGACAGAAUAGGUUCGGUUCAUUUUGAAUUGCUGAUCGACUAAAACCCUACAUCCCGUAGCUUUAAACAAUUAUACACAUUCCACAUUUUUCGAAAAUUUUACACUGCGGUUUCUCUUUUUGAUACAUGAGGGUGUUUUUUACCAAAUGACGAUGGUACAAAAUGUAUUAAAGUAGUAACGUUUUCGAUUAAUAUACACUGAUGUAUUAACUAGUAAGCAAUAAAACCGUUUCCAAGAUGAUUUAUUGUGUUCGUAGUAAUUUUUAACUUGUAAAUAGGUCUAUGUUUAUUUUUGUUUUUGUUGUUUAUAUUUUACAAUUGAAUCUCAGCGUUUUAUUUAUUAUUUUACGAAAUGUAUAAUCGACUCUAAUUAAUUUGACGCUUAUUAUCAGGCAUCUCGGAACAGGUUGCUGCUGUUUAUAUUCUAAAAUAUGAUGAACAAUUUUAUAUACAUUUACUGUUUAAUAUAUUUAUAAGCAAUAAAAGUUUAUAAAAAGUU